Eruca vesicaria subsp. sativa (arugula) is the source of this 826-nucleotide messenger RNA. The record is from the annotation of a GenBank genome assembly. Lineage: Eukaryota; Viridiplantae; Streptophyta; Magnoliopsida; Brassicales; Brassicaceae.
AGUGAAAGUGAAAGGCCCUUUUGGGAGAUUAUGGUUUCGUUAUUGAAGUAACAAAGAAUCUUGUUGGCUUAUUCUUAUUUGGGCUUAAGAGGAACACCAAAAAAGCUAUGCAGAGCUCAACGAUCUUCUUCUCUGGUGUUGGUGUUCCUCCUCCUUCUCUACGUGUCAGAUCAGUUUUGACUCCAGCAACCGAUCGAGGAGGUUCCAUGUCGACUUCCACUGGUGGUCCAAAGUGGGCUCAGAAAACCAUCACUCUUCCACCGCAACGCCGUGGAUGUCAUCUCAUCACUCCUAUGAUUGUGAAGGAAAUUGGACAAGAUCUGUCAGGUUUCAGUUGUGGUCUUGCUCAUGUCUUCUUACAACACACAAGUGCUUCUCUUACAAUCAAUGAGAACUAUGAUCCUGAUGUUCAGGCUGAUACUGAGACUUUCUUGAACUCCAUUGUUCCUGAGGGGAGGUCAGCUCCUUGGAGGCAUACCAUGGAAGGUCCAGAUGACAUGCCAGCUCAUAUCAAAUCAUCCAUGUUUGGAUGUCAGCUCACAAUCCCAAUAACAAAAGGAAAACUUGGCAUGGGAACUUGGCAGGGAAUAUGGUUAUGUGAACAUCGUGAUGCUCCAACAGCACGCAGAGUUGUGGUCACACUCAAUGGUAUCUAGAGAUGUCUCUUCAUGUUUAAAGGGCUUUAUAAUCCCGUGGAUUUGAUGGUCUUGUAAUGGAAGUUACCUUUUCUGUGAGACAAUGCUCUGCUAGUAAUGUUCACAUUGUGGUGUUUAUUGCAUCAAAAAUAUUACUUAAUCAUAAUACAGGUGAUAGUGCAAGAAAUAAC